AUGACUGACGUUGCGGAAGCGUCUACGGCGACCCUGUCGGCGUCGCCACCGCCAGCUGACGGCGGUAAGCGCGAACUCAAGAAGAAGCAGAUAGCAUUGGACCUUGGAUUCCUACCGAUACCGAAACGACUCAGACACGACCCAGAGAGCCCGCCCAAGUUUGGUCUGGUGCUCAAUGCAACCUUCGGUUUCGCGAGCACCUUCGUGGUCUCAAAUCUCUAUUACUGUCAACCUUUGCUAAUCGAAUUCUCAAAAUCCUUCAAUGUAUCUUACGAUCGAGUAUCAAACAUUCCAACUCUAGUCCAGGCAGGCUAUGCUACUGGUCUUGUCUUAAUAUCACCCCUUGGCGACCUCGUCCGGCGUCGCCCGCUCAUCCUCCUCCUCGUUAUCCUCUCCGGCUCCCUCUCCAUCGGCCUCUGCAUCACAAACUCCCUCGCCGUCUUCGAAGCCCUCUGCUUCCUGGUCGGCGUCGUGACCGUCACCCCGCAGAUUCUCAUGCCGCUUGCGGCCGACCUCGCCCCGCCGGAGCGCAAAGCCUCCGCGAUCUCCAUCGUGCUCUCGGGCCUGCUCUUCGGCAUCCUCAUCGCGCGCGUGCUCGCGGGCAUCAUCGCGCAGUUCGCGUCCUGGCGCGUCGUGUACUACUUCGCCGUCGGCGUGCAGUUCCUGUGCCUCGCCAUGCUCUACCUUGUGCUCCCCGACUACCCCGCGAAGAACCCGGACAUGUCGUACUUUGGGAUUCUGUGGACGAUGGCUAAGUUUGCGGUCACAGAGCCGAUCCUGAUACAGACGUGCCUGAUCAACGUUGCGUCGAGCGCGAAUUUUACGAAUUUCUGGGUGACGCUCACGUUCCUCCUGGGCGGGCCGCCCUAUCAUUACUCGACGGUAGAUAUCGGGCUGUUUGGCCUGGUAGGCAUGUUCGGCGUGGCAAUGGGUCCACUCAUCGGCCGCCUCAUCGACAGACUGGUCCCGUGGUACGCCACCCUGGUCGGAACUCUCGCGCUAUUGGUGUUCCAGUCCAUACAGACGGGUGCCGGUGGAGUCAACAUCGCCGCCGUCAUUAUUGUGUGCUUCGGCCUGGACGUGUUCAGGCAGAUGCAGCAGGUCUCGUUGACCACUGUGGUGUAUACCAUUGAUGAGAAGGCAAGAGCGCGGCUAAACGCUGUCGUCCUCUUAUCGCUCUUCAUCGGCCAAGUAAUGGGCACGUCCGUCGGCACGAAAAUCUUCGUCGAGCACGGCUGGCGCGCGGCAUCGGGGCUCGCCAUGGGCUUCCUGGGCUGGCAGCUCCUCAUCCUGCUCCUCCGCGGCCCACACUGCGGCCGCUUCACGUGGUUCGGGUACGAGGGCGGCUUGGAGCCGCGCAAGGGCGUGGUGAUGGAACGCAAGCGGAGAGAGGAGGCCGAGAAGAACGGCGUUCGUGUCAAUGACGAUGGUAAUGAACGACAGGAUGAGAAGGUUGUUGAGGGUGGGCAGGAGGAUAGGACGGAGAAGAGGGGCGGGGCGGAGGAUCCAGGGCUGCAGGAGGAUGUCAAGGAGAAGGAUCCGUCACGGAUGGUUUAGUUCUGCUAUAGAUGACAUGAUUACGAUAUAGACUGCAUCGACGCUUCAUGAAUUCAA
Messenger RNA from Gloeophyllum trabeum ATCC 11539, 1614 nucleotides. RefSeq names its product MFS general substrate transporter. Gene Ontology annotation, molecular function: transmembrane transporter activity. The record is from RefSeq and is a predicted model, not a curated record. NCBI's taxonomy places the organism in Eukaryota, Fungi, Basidiomycota, Agaricomycetes, Gloeophyllales, Gloeophyllaceae. Bases 1 to 1557 code for a protein of 518 amino acids. The transcript is spliced from 8 exons. Gene Ontology annotation, biological process: transmembrane transport.